AUUAUGAUUAAUCCGUUCAUCUGAAGAUCAGAAAAUCGAAUGACGGCCGGAGGAGCGUCGCCGGCGGCCAACGGCCUGGAGCCGUGGAUGGACUUGAAAAACAAGGUCGUGAUGGUGACAGGUGCGUCGUCUGGCAUUGGCAGAGAAUUGUGCUUGGACUUAGCUAAAUGCGGCUGCAGAAUCAUAGCCGCCGCCCGGCGCGUCGACCGGUUGCAAUCUCUCUGCGAGGAAAUUAACAGUAGGUUUGGUUUGUUCAGUUCGAAUAAGGAGGGAGGCGGAGCUAGAGCGGUUGCAGUGGCAGUGGAGCUUGACGUGAGCGCGAGUGGCUCAGUUAUUGACGCCGCAGUCGCGAAGGCCUGGGGCGCUUUUGGGCGAAUCGAUGCUCUGAUCAACAAUGCCGGCAUUAGAGGUUCUGUACAUUUGUUGUUGGAUUUAUCCGAGGAUGAAUGGAAUGAAGUUACUGGAACCAAUCUAACAGGGACGUGGUUGGUAUCAAAGAGUGUUUGUACUCGGAUGCGUGAUGCCCACCAAACGGCCUCUGUGGUCAAUAUCUCCUCGAUUGCAGGUCUUAAUCGCGGGCAGCUACCUGGAAGUGUCAUUUAUAGUGCGUCUAAAGCGGCCAUUAACACCAUGACUAAGGUCAUGGCCGUGGAAUUAGGUCCUUAUAACAUAAGGGUGAACUCCAUUUCUCCCGGAAUUUUCAAGUCAGAGUUAACCAAGGGUCUCGUUGAUAAGCAUUGGUUCAAGACAGUUGGUUUCAAAACAAUUCCUUUACAAACGCAUGGCACAACUGAUCCAGCAUUGACAUCGCUCGUGAGGUACUUGAUCCACGAUACAUCUGAAUAUGUCACCGGUAAUGUCUUUAUAGUCGAUGCAGGCGCCACGAUUCCUGCCGCUGCCGCCGCCAUUGUUCUCCGGCAAUCGCCGCGAUCUGGUUGAUACGCCAGCACCAUUAGAUCUGCCUUGUCGUCACCGGCCGACCCCCCCAAAGUUUCUUUGCACAUCUGCCGUUCACACGCCGCCGAUACAAAUCGCAGCGGAAAUAUCUUUUUUGCCGCCGUCUUCUGGCCAUGCGUCCGACUAUCUCUGGCUGUCGUUUUUCGGCUGCUACCUCCUGGUUUGAUUUUUUACAUCGUUGUGUGGUUGAUUUGUCUUUGGAGUUGAUUUAAUUUUGCUAUUGUUACCGGUCUUUUGAUUUUGAUUUUUCGUCCGAGUUCGGCCUUUGAUUAUUUAUCAUGGUUCAGUACAAAACACUGUUUCUGACUACGUUGAGAGUCCCGUCGUCUUUCAGGCUCUAGUGACAGAUCCGUGUUUCCCGAGCUCCGGUGAGAGUUCCGUUAUUUUUCAGUUCCGUAUUUUUCGGCAUUGGUGAAUUUCGUGUUUUUCGGCUUUGGUGAGAGUUCCAUCGUUUUUCAGUUCCGUGUUUUUCGACUUUGGUAAGAGUUCCGUAUUUUCCAGUU
This is a messenger RNA of Andrographis paniculata, 1460 nucleotides long. RefSeq lists its product as uncharacterized. The coding region runs from base 40 to 939 and encodes 299 amino acids. Gene Ontology annotation, molecular function: oxidoreductase activity. The record is from RefSeq and is a predicted model, not a curated record. NCBI's taxonomy places the organism in Eukaryota, Viridiplantae, Streptophyta, Magnoliopsida, Lamiales, Acanthaceae. The transcript is spliced from 4 exons.